CCGGAAACAGCAGCAGGCUGACGAGAAGGCGCCCCUAGUGACUGUUAGCCGAGAUGAAGCUCAAACAGAAUCAAUGGAGUCAAAAAGCUGGACAUAAGACGUGAUCCCAGACUAACUGAACUGUAAUCAGUAAAAACAUCGACGUAAUUUUACUGGUUCCUGGCGCUGUUCCAACCCAGUUCCUGACCCGAUUCCUUCCACUCAGACUCUGUUCAGGACUGAUCAGAGCCCAUCUUCGCUGAAUGGAGGUUCGGGUUGAAGCUGGUGAGUACCUCUGAACUGGCCUGAGUUUACCUGGACUGGGUCAUGUGAUAGCACCGUCACAGAAGCUGGUUCCUUACAAGAAGUUCUCUGAUCAGCAGAACAGAACCAGGCAGAGGGCUGGCCUUCUUGAGCUGGGUUCUGAUGGAGGUUUUCCUUCCUGGUUCUGAUCCCAUCCAGUGGUUUCCUUAGCUAGUGGAGGAGGCGGAGCUCCACAGCUGCCAUGAUGGAGGAUGCCCAGGCGGACGUGUCUCCUGUCCCCUCGGACCAGAACAGCCCCUCCCCCUCUCUCUCCGUCUGCUCCUCCCCCUCCCUGUCCCUCCCUUCCACCCCGUCCUCCUCCUGCGGCCCCCCCCAGCCAGCCACCCCUCCCCUGGGCAUCAUCAGUGAGGGUGUGACAGAGCUCAGCUUGGUGAUCGACGCUGAGGUUGCCCAGCGGGCGUGUCAGGAGGUCCUACAGAAGGUAAAGCUGCGGCAGGUGGAGGCCGACCCUGCCCCGAAGAACGGGGCGGGGCUGGAUUCAUGGGGCCCCGGCUCAGAGGGCCCGGCCCCUGGCUCAGUGAAGAGUGCUCGGCGCCGUCAGAGACACAACCCGUCCAAACAGUCGUGGCUGCUCCGGCUAUUCGAGUCCAAGCUGUUUGAUGUUUCCAUGGCGAUCUCCUACCUGCACAACUCCAAGGAGCCCGGCGUGCAGGCGUACAUCGGAAACCGCCUCUUCAGCUUCCCGCACGACGACGUGGACUUCUUCCUGCCACAGCUGCUCAACAUGUACAUCCACAUGGACGAGGACGUUGGGGACGCCAUCAAACCCUACGUGGUGCACCGCUGCAGGCAGAGCAUCUCCUUCAGCCUCCAGUGCGCCUGGCUGCUCGGGGCGUACUCCUCCGACAUGCACAUCUCCACCCAGCGCCACUCCAGAGGAACCAAGCUCAGGAAGCUCAUCCUGUCGGACGAACUCAAACCCGCAGGGCCCCGGGCCCGCAGGGAGCCCUUAACUCUGACGCCAUUCUGCCCUGUGGCGCCCCCUGCCUCAGGGCCCGGUCCCCUGGGAGGAGAACACAGCCUUUCGCCGACCAAACGGACUCAUCAGCGCUCUAAGUCGGAUGCCACCGUUGGCAUCAGUCUGAGCAGCAACCUGAAGAGAACAGCCAGCAACCCCAAGGUGGAGAGCAGCCAGGAUGAGGACUGCAGCUCCAGCUCCGACAGUCUGGAGUUUGAUUCUGGUCCCCCAGUCCGUCUGGCUCCUCAGAGGGAGUUCAUCAAGUCUCUGAUGGGCAUUGGGAAGCGUCUGGCCACUCUGCCCACCAAGGAGCAGAAGACCCAGCGGCUCAUCUCGGAGCUGUCGCUGCUAAACCACAAGCUGCCAGCGCGAGUGUGGCUGCCCACCGCUGCCUUCGACCAUCACGUGGUCCGAGUGCCACACACGCAGGCCGUGGUGCUCAACUCCAAAGACAAGGCUCCCUACCUGAUCUACGUGGAGGUCCUGGAGUGUGAGAACUUCGAGACAUCCAGCGUUCCGAUCCGGAUUCCAGAGAACCGGAUCAGAAGCACACGUUCCGUGGAGAACCUGCCGGACUGCGGCAUGACGACAGAGCAGCGAGCCGGUAGUUUCUCCAUCGUCCCGAACUACGACAAUGAUGAUGAGGCCUGGUCCGUGGACGACAUCGGAGAGCUUCAGGUAGAGCUCCCUGAAGGCCACACCAACAGCUGUGAUAACAUCAGCCAGUUCUCGGUGGACAGCAUCACUAGCCUGGAGAGCAAAGAGCCCAUUUUCAUCGCCGCCGGAGACAUCAGGCGCCGACUGUCAGAGCAGCUGGCUCAGGCCCCCACCACCUUCAAACGGGACCCUGAGGACCCGUCAGCCGUGGCCCUGAAGGAACCCUGGGAAGAGAAAGUCCGGAGGAUCAGAGAAGGAUCUCCUUACGGCCACCUACCUAACUGGAGGCUUCUGUCUGUGAUUGUGAAAUGUGGAGACGACCUGAGGCAGGAGCUGCUUGCUUUCCAGGUGCUGCAGCAACUCAAGUCCAUCUGGGAGCAGGAGCGAGUACCUCUAUGGAUAAAGCCAUAUAAGAUUCUAGUUCUGUCGUCGGACAGCGGGAUGAUCGAGCCAGUGGUGAACGCCGUGUCGCUCCACCAGGUGAAGAAGCAGAGUCAGCUGUCUCUGCUCGACUACUUCCUGCAGGAACACGGUGCUCCAACCACUGAGGCCUUCCUGUCAGCUCAGAGGAACUUUGUCCAGAGCUGCGCUGGAUACAGCCUCAUCUGCUACCUGCUGCAGGUCAAAGACAGGCAUAACGGGAACAUCCUCCUGGACGCAGAUGGACACAUCAUCCACAUUGACUUCGGGUUCAUCUUGUCCAGCUCACCCAGAAACCUGGGCUUCGAGACGUCUGCCUUCAAACUUACCUCAGAGUUCGUGGACGUGAUGGGUGGUCCAGACGGAGACAUGUUUAACUACUAUAAGAUGCUGAUGCUUCAGGGUCUGAUCGCAGCCAGAAAGCACAUGGACCGUGUGCUGCAGAUUGUGGAGAUUAUGCAGCAAGGCUCCCAGCUGCCCUGCUUCCAUGGCUCCAGCACCAUGCGAGGUCUGAAGGAACGUUUCCACAUGAGUUUGACGGAGGAACAGCUGCAGCUGCUGAUCGAUCAGCUGGUGGAUGGAUCAAUGAGGUCACUCACCACCAAGCUGUACGACGGCUUCCAGUACCUGACCAACGGAAUCAUGUGACCUGCCUGUGUCCCUCCUGAGUUUAGAACUCCACCCUCCUCUUCUUUUAUUCCAAUUUAGUUAUUUUCUGUCACCUGAUGAAUCUUUUUUCUUUAGGUUUAUGUCCCUCUUCAUUUCUUUGCACCAUGUCUUCGUCUUGCAGAUGUGGGCAGACGUCUCUUAUUGGCUGCUCAGCAGAACUCUUAGCCAAUCAGGGAGCAGCACAAUUUUAGUUUGAAAUGUGAACAUUGAGUGGGUGGCAACGGAUUAAAUGACCAGAAUGUGUUUUUCAUGUUUAAACGUCUGUGAACUAGUUUUUUGUUUGAGCCAUUAAAAGCAGCCAUUGUCCA
Molecule: messenger RNA, 3315 nt
Organism: Melanotaenia boesemani (Boeseman's rainbowfish)
Lineage: Eukaryota; Metazoa; Chordata; Actinopteri; Atheriniformes; Melanotaeniidae
Gene: pi4kb
Product: phosphatidylinositol 4-kinase, catalytic, beta
Exons: 15
Coding region: 485-2986 (833 amino acids)
Biological process (GO): phosphatidylinositol-mediated signaling; phosphatidylinositol phosphate biosynthetic process
Cellular component (GO): cytoplasm; membrane
Molecular function (GO): 1-phosphatidylinositol 4-kinase activity
Source: RefSeq, a predicted model, not a curated record